AUGUUAUAUUUUAUCAUUUUUAUUUUUAUUCCACUUUUUCUAUUGGAAAAUAGCAAUGUUUUUGCUUAUAGAUGUAAGGUUUUUUCAACAAAAAUAAAACUAAUUUUUGAGAAUAAAUUUCAGAUCAUUUCAAAAAGUUAAGCGUUAGUGUAAUUGAAGUUGGUUAUGAUUAUUUCGAUGUCAAACUGCAUUUCCUAGAACAUCAACAUGUUUCAAGAAAACCAAUUGAUAACCAUUUUGUGAUUUUAUAUCAAGCUGAAAAUUCAGGAUGGAACAGAUCUGAAGGUAUGUUAAUUUAUGAUUUUAGAAUGAAUUUGAAAUUUGAUAUUUCAGUUGAAAAAGGAGCUCUUCACAAUCGAGUUUCAAAUCUUCAACCAGCUACAAAAUACACAGUGCAAUUACGAGAAUUUGACGAAAAAGGAAUUCCAUAUAAAUCCGAAUCUGAAAAAAUCAUCAUCGAAACAUCGGGAUUCAGCUUUUCUAGUGUAUUUUUCGUGGUUUUGGUAAUUUUUGGAGUUUGUUUGCUAUUAUCGAUUGUUGGCUCACUUGUUUAUAUGUUUUCAAAAGCUUAUUGGGAGAAAUAA
This is a messenger RNA of Caenorhabditis angaria, 584 nucleotides long. The record is from the annotation of a GenBank genome assembly. Lineage: Eukaryota; Metazoa; Nematoda; Chromadorea; Rhabditida; Rhabditidae.